This is a messenger RNA of Triticum urartu, 1354 nucleotides long. RefSeq lists its product as uncharacterized. Gene Ontology annotation, molecular function: zinc ion binding; nucleic acid binding. The record is from RefSeq and is a predicted model, not a curated record. NCBI's taxonomy places the organism in Eukaryota, Viridiplantae, Streptophyta, Magnoliopsida, Poales, Poaceae.
GAUUGGGAAACCAAAGGGUAGUCUCGGAGGAACCAAACGCACGCACGGGGACCAACGCGACAAAGCCAGGAAGUGGAGGCCGGCGUGCGGAUGCGUGAUGCGGAGAGAGAAACCACUCUUCUACCAAACCCUUGCCCCAGCCAUGGAACUCGCUCGCCGAGCCGCUCAUCGGGCCGACGCCGGCGACAUCUACGGCAUUCCCACCCCUUCCGCUGAUGAGCAGAUGACGAUACAAGAGCUCCACCGGGAACUCUUGCACGAGAAAAUCCGCCAGCGAAUCAUCGUGGACGAACUGGCCAAGCAGCAGGAGCUGGAGGCUGAGUUCCAGCGCGAACUCUUGAACAGUGAUGUUGAUGCCAGGUUCCGGCAGAUCACAAUGCCCCACCAUGGCACAUCCCCUUUGCCUCAUGAUGAGCCACUGGAUGUACCCGUGUCGAUUGCGAGGCGGCCCAUCAAAGAUCGGACCGUGGAAUGGGAUCGACCUCCACGGUGCAGGCCGGCGAACGAGGAGGAUGCACCGAUCGUUGGGGCUAAGCAGCACAAAAAUGCACUCUCUGGGAUGAAGAGGAAACGGACUGCAGAAACUCCAUCGUUGAUUUGCAGCAUCUGCGACGCAAAAUGCUAUCGUGAAACAGAUUUACAGAAUCACUUAAGAGGCAGAAGGCACCAAGAGAACAUAGAAGCUCUGCAGGGAGAAGGCAAGGGAGCUGAAGCGAGGCUACAUGAAAAAGAAGUGCCCCAGCUUGCAGACAAAAACCUGAAACCAAUGCCAACAUGGUUUUGCAGCAUCUGCGAUGCUAACUGUACAUCUCAGUCUGACCUCAAGAAUCACCUCCGAGGCAGAAGGCACCAACAGAACAUAGAAGCUCUGCAAGGAGAUGGCAAGGACCCUGAAGUGUCAAGAUGGAUGUGCAGCAUCUGCAAUGCUAACUGCACAUCUCAAUCUGACCUUGAGAGUCACCUCCGAGGCAGAAGGCACCAAGAGAACAUAGAAGCUCUGCAAGGAGAUGGCAAGGACCCUGAAGUGUCAGGAUGGAUGUGCGACAUUUGCAAUGCUAAUUGCACAUCUCAAUCUGAUUUCGAGAGUCACCUCCGAGGCAGAAGGCACCAAGAGAAGAUAGAAGCUCUGGAAGGAGAUGGCAAGGACCCUGAAGUGUCAAGAUGGAUGUGCUACAUUUGCAAUGCUAACUGCACAUCUCAAUCUGAUUUCGAGAGUCACUUCCGAGGCAGAAGGCACCAAGAGAACAUAGAGGCUCUGCAAGGAGGUGACAAGGACCCUGAAGUGUCAAGAUGGAUGUGCGACAUUUGCAAUGCUAAUUGCACAUCUCAAUCUGAUUUCGAGAGUCACCUCUGA